AAAUGAAAUUAUUGCACACGGAAAACACACACUAUCAUUCAUACAAAGGAUUCCCAAAUUCAAGAACAAGUGUCUUAGAAUCAUAUCAAAUAUGCAAUAAUUUUCCUAAAAGGUCCCACCAUCAUAAAUCAAAUCCGAGGUCAAAUUAGUCAUUUCACACUGACACACCAAUACCAUCGCACAAAGACAAAAAAAAGUAAAUAAAAAUGGCAGAAAUAUAUUUAAUAAUUUAAUAAUUUAAUAAUAAUAAAGGAUUCUGGUGAGAGAGAAAGAGAAAGAGAAAGAGAGAGAAAGAGACUAGUAAAGGAAAGGUGAUGAAGGCGAUGAAGAAUUCCACAAGCGCAGCAACAACACCAACACCAACACCAACACCAACACCAAGUCCCCGUACAAAUGGAAUCAUCGUCUUUCUUCUUAAUCGCAACCACUCUUUACUCCUUUUUCCACCAACCAAUUAUUGCCUCUGCCUUCUCCAUUUUCAUUCUCCUUUUCUAGUUCUCGCUUUCUCUCUCUCUAUAUCUAUUACUACACCCUCCUCCUCACUCUUCCCCAUCCAUCCAUCUUUGCUGCGAUCUUCCUCCAUCUCUCUUCGCCUCUCGUACCAUAAUCGGGGAUAUGUUUGGAGGUGAUAAUAGCAGCAGUCCUUUGUUCCCUGCUUUGGUUGAGGAGAACCAGUUUCAGUAUGCUCCCAAUGCGUUCCCUCAGCUGCAAUUAUUUGGAGACUGUGAUUUCUCUCAUGAACCAAUGUCUCAAUUUUUCACAGACACAGUUGGCUGUACUGUUGGUCAGAUGAACCAUAUAGCAAACAAGCAUAUACCUUCAACAGACCAACCAAACCAUAGAAGACGGGAGACAGAUUCCAUUUUAGUACCACAAAAACAUCUCAUAUCUAUAAAUAAUUACUUAUGUCAAGAUAAAACUAAUCAAUCAGGAAGCAUUUUUAACCCAAACCCUGUGUCCACUGGGCUUAAACUUUCAUAUGAGGAGGAAGAACACAACUCUUCUGUUACGUCAGCUAGUGAAAAUUUUAAAGCUGUUCUCCCUGUUAUUUCCUCAGUCAGCGACAAUCUGAAGGUCGAGAUUGAUCAGCAGAAAGAAGAAUUCGACCAGUUCAUAAAAGCUCAGGAAGAGAAGAUCUUCAAGGGUGUUAUGGAAAUGAGGCAAAGGCAGACAGUUUCCUUUCUAAACGCUGUCGAGAAAGGAGUUACCAGGAAGUUGCACGAAAAGGAGACUGAAAUAGAAAACAUGAAUCGCAAGAACAAGGAACUAAUGGACAGAAUCAAGCAGAUCACUAUGGAGGUUCAGACUUGGCACUACAAAGCGAAGUACAAUGAGUCUGUAAUCAAUUUCUUGAAGAGCAACCUACAGCAGGUGAUAGCACAAGGCGCUAUGCAUGUAAAGGAAGGUUGUGGGGACAGCGAGGUAGAUGAUGCGGCUUCUUACACCAACAUGAAUCAUCUCGGCGCUUUGAAUGUCUCUGGAUCCGGAGUUCCCAAUAAACCAAUAAACUGCAGGGCUUGCAAGGUUAGAGAAGUCUCAAUCUUGUUGUUACCUUGUAGACACCUUUGUAUGUGCAAAGAUUGUGAAGCGUUAAUUGAUGUAUGCCCUGUCUGCAACGUAGUGAAGACUGCAAGUGUGCAAGUAUACAUGUCUUAAUGUUGUAAUAUGGAAAUGAGGGAAUGUAUAUUUUUAAUUUUUUUUUUAUUAAUACACUUGUAAUUGUCUUUCCCUAAUUGGAGGGCUUUAUUUAUUUAAUUUAUGAUGUUUACUACAACAUGUAUGGUUCAAUUAUGAGUAGAUAUGAUUAUGGGUUCCAUUGGAGCUCGGUCAUAAACACAUAAUGCAUCAUUCUCCAUUCACUUUGGUAAUGGCAAAGAAAAGUAAGUACUUGCAA
Messenger RNA from Humulus lupulus (European hop), 1894 nucleotides. RefSeq names its product BOI-related E3 ubiquitin-protein ligase 1-like. Lineage: Eukaryota; Viridiplantae; Streptophyta; Magnoliopsida; Rosales; Cannabaceae. The record is from RefSeq and is a predicted model, not a curated record. Gene Ontology annotation, molecular function: ubiquitin-protein transferase activity. Bases 616 to 1656 code for a protein of 346 amino acids. The transcript is spliced from 4 exons.